GCCGGAGACACAUUUCGCUGCAACACUAAGAUGGAAACUGUCCAGUCCUACUCUUCUGCCUCAACAACAAGUGAGGCAGGACUCGGACCUCUGCGCGAGGAUCAAAUGGAAACGGUUGAGGCAGGACUCGGACCUCUGUGCGAGGGUCAAAUGGAAACGGUCGAGGCAGGACUCGGACCUCUGCGCGAGGAUCAAAUGGAAACGGUUGAGGCAAGACUCAAGGCAGGACUCGGACCUCUGCGCAAGGGUCAAGUGGAAGCGGUGCUUCAGACUGUGAUAUCCAGUACCAUGAACACGAGUAGGGCUACAUGGAUUCCCCUCCUAAAUCAAGCUGAGGCGGGCGUAACGAGUCUUUGGGAUGCACUCUUUCUGAGCGUUAUGAGUACUCUUCACGCCGGACUGAAUGUGGCCCGUGCAGAUGUCGUUCACGUUGCCCAACUACAAGCAUUCCUGAAUAAUUUCAGCACUGCCGAGCGCAGGGAAUGUGUCGAUAUAAUCGUAAAGACUCUCAAAAACUCUGAGUGGACCCCUUUGAUCGAGUAUGCAGCAUUGAAGCUGCGAGUUACUGAAUCUCCGAGAUCCAAUUAUAUUAUGAUCGAUAAUAAGUUUGGUGUUGCAAGAGGCCUUGCUGAGGCCUACCGUACACGGUUCAUUGGAGAUGCUGCUUACGCAUUCAUUCAGCAUCUCGAGGAGAUCGACAAGGAGCCGGGCAACUCCAGGAAACCACGUUAUGCCAAAGCCAUCUCAAUUAUUCAAAGCUCUGGGACCGGAAAAUCACGAAUGCUCACGGAGGUUGGCACACAAAUCUUUACCCUCCCCAUCUGUCUUCGUGGCGCCUGGGAUCCGGGAUAUCCGUUAUCAGAUACCCCCGUGUUUGACUACUUCCAAUCCCUGAAGAUCAAGUGCGGGGAUAAUGAUUGGAGCAUUAGCGCACUGGGGGGCAUUACUAGUUUCCUCGCAGCCGCACACGAGACAAUGCUGACCUCGCUCCAAAACAUUCUUACUGAGGAGAAAUGCGAGAAAGCAGAAGUCCUCGGACAUUGGCACGAGAUGAUGGAGGGAGGCAGAGCAAGAAUUUAUCGGAGGAAGUUUUUCGGAGUUGUGAUAGAGCGGGCCAACGAGUUAAAAAAUGACUAUUCUACGACCCAGAAGAGCCCCAAGCGCGAAGAUGAGAACGAAGAUUAUGACGCAAUCGGGCACGCCAGAGACUUUUAUCAUCGACAUGCAAAAGCAGCCGUUGGCAACCUCGUGGAGUUCAUCAAGAGCCUUACCUCUAACCCACUAUGCGUGACAUAUUUCGAUGAAGCUCACGAGCUGGGGAAAUGUUUCUGGAUUAUGUUACGUUUAUUGCAAAAUCAAGAUGAUUCCAUAAAAAUGUGGUACAUCUUUAUGGGAACAAAAUCAAGCUUAACAGAUUUUGCACCUCCUCAAAACAUGAUAUCCGCAAGACUCCGAAAGGAAGUGCGUCGACUGGAGCCCCCCUACUUUGCUCUCGAUUUUGAUCAGUAUGCUAUCGAGGAGGCCAAAACUUCGAAAAUUUCGACUAUUGGUCAUCUUGGAACAUUGCACCAUCUCGCCCAAUACGGGCGGCCAUUGUGGCGUGCGAUGUCGCCCGAGGUGGGUGACGGACUGGUGGAUCUUGCUGUCUGGAAGCUCAUCGCUGGUGAAGAAUUUAAUGCCGGCAGUCGGGAUCAUGUGUUUGCUGUGCUUGCACAGCGGAUUUGCCUCGAUCCUGUUCUGUCAAAUGCUGAGGCCAUCGAGUUGGCUAAUCGGAGUGUCUCCCAUCAUAUGAGACUCCUCGCAGGCAUCUCGACUGAGAACGCGAUGUUUUUCACCCAUUCACCAUCGGAACCAAUUCUGGCUUUGGGUGCGGCAUCGAUAUUGUAUGAUCCUGACCCCAUGGCCUCUGGGAGGUUGCCUCAAGUCCUGAGGACGUUGAGCCAAGAUUUGUGCCAUGCUGGUUUAAUCGAAAAAGGUCUUAUGGGUGAACUUGCUGCCCGUUUCCUCCUUCUCACUGCACGUGACUAUGCUGCCCCAAGUCAGGAAGGACACCGUAACCUGCGAGAUCCUGUUCCCCUGUUGGGCUUUCUGCAAAGUCUUUUUGGUCCCAUUAUUUGGGAUGCCUUCCAGGAAUCUUUCAGUAAUGCAUUUGUCAACUUCACACAUUGGGCUGUCACAAGGGACUUCUUACCUGAGAUGCCUCCUCGGAACUUACUUCCUAACCUCUGGGCUCGGGGCACCAUAUUGCAAUGCUGUUUCAAUCAAUCAUCAAUUGAUUUCUUAUGCCCCAUCUAUUUUGGCUCUGUCGAGCCAGAAGAUGUUUUUGAUCCUGACAAGCUGUCGGGACUUGUUGUCCAGGUCAAGUACAAAAAAGGAGAUACAAGUGCUGAGAACAACCUGCGACCUGCCGGAAUCAUCCGUGAUCGCAAAGCCCCCCUUCCUUAUCUUGCCCUGCUGAUGGAGCUUGGUACUGAGUCCAAGUACUGGGGAAUCGCAAUGGUCACAUACCAAGCCCCCAAGCAUUUCCAGCCCUCGGAAUAUCAAGAACUGAAGGCAGAAUGUGAGUCUGCCUGGGAUAAUUUGUCCCAACACAAAGAGGAACAUCCAAAAGAUGAAACAGUUUUGAAGAAGCUGAAAGCACAGGCUCAAGGCAAGCAGCUGGAAAUGGACUUAUACAACUGCUACCUGAUCUCGGCCCGAGGUGCAAGUGAAAACACUUAUCCCAUACUAAGAACAGCAGGAAUCACAAAUGAAUUCAAGACCUUCCUUGACAUUGUUGUACCUCAGGCAUCAUCCAAGGAGCCUCUCAUUGGACACAUGCGACCUCUGGAUUGCUUUGGGGGGGACUUUCCACAGUCUCACUGGAUGUCUGAUUAUGGGAGGUAGUGAAGGAAGAUUUCUUGUUGGG
Molecule: messenger RNA, 2908 nt
Organism: Cantharellus anzutake
Lineage: Eukaryota; Fungi; Basidiomycota; Agaricomycetes; Cantharellales; Hydnaceae
Exons: 9
Coding region: 31-2886 (951 amino acids)
Source: RefSeq, a predicted model, not a curated record